UAUAAAAAGCAAGGGCCACUCCUAUCAAGGUUGCACUUGCAUGUCUGGAGACCACUCCAAAGCUCUGCAGCGAAUAAAGGGAGGAGGCUGGGAUCCGCGAACGAGAGACAGCGACAGAGCCGGGGCGUAAAAAAGAGAAGAUAGACAGCAGGAGAGGAUGGCAACCCUGGUAGAAUCUGCAGACAUGGAGACUUUAGGCGGCCAAAGCAACACCGGGGCGUCGCUGACAUCCUCGAGCCCCUCGCAGCACUUUAAUGACAGCAAAUUCUACCUGCUGGUUGUUAUCGGAGAGAUCGUAACGGAGGAGCAUCUGAAGUGUGCCAUUGCGGACAUAGAGAAAGGGAUCCGCUCGUGGGACGCCAACUUAAUUGACUGCAACCUGGACCAGGAACUCAAGCUGUUUGUGUCCAGACACUCGGCUCGUUUCUCUGCAGAUGUCAGAGGCCAGAGAAUUCUUCACCAUAAAAGUAAUAUCCUGGAGACCGUUGUGCUCAUCAACCCUUCAGAUGAAGCCGUCAGUACCGAGGUGCGUUUGAUGAUCUCUGACACUGCCAGACACAAACUUUUGGUCUUGUCAGGACAAUGCUCUGAAAACACCGGGGAGCUGAUCCUUCAGUCUGGAUUGUUCUCAUUUUUCAAUUUCAUAGACAUAUUCACUGACCAAGAGAUUGGUGAAUUGCUCAGCACCAUUCACCCAGCAAACAAAGCCAACCUCACUCUCUCCUGCCCCGAACAAGGCGAAUGGAAAAAUUCCAACUUGGACAAACACAAUCUGCAGGACUUCAUUAACAUUAAACUAAACUCCACUCUCAUCCUUCCUGAAAUGGAGGGCCUCUCAGAGUUCACAGAGUACCUAUCUGAAUCUGUAGAGAUCCCAACUCCUUUUGACAUGUUAGAACCACCAACCUCAGGUGGAUUCCUCAAGCUCUCCAAACCAUGCUGCUACAUUUUCCCCGGAGGUCGCGGUGACUCCGCUCUCUUUGCUGUCAACGGCUUCAACAUGCUAAUCAAUGGAGGUUCAGACAGAAAGUCGUGUUUUUGGAAGCUGGUGAGACAUCUAGACCGGGUGGACUCCAUUCUCCUGACCCACAUCGGUGACGACAAUCUUCCGGGCAUCAAUAGCAUGCUGCUGAGGAAGAUUGCAGAGCUCGAGGAGGAACAGUCGCAGGGUUCAACAGCAAACAGUGACUGGGUGAAGAACAUGAUUUCUCCAGACAUUGGCAUUGUGUUUGUGAAUCUUCCCGAAAACCUGGACAAUCCUGAACCCAAUUACAGAGUGCGCAGAAAUGUUGAGGAGGCAGCUUUCACUCAGCAGUUUCUUAACAAGCUAAAUUUAAGGACCGAGCCUUUGCAAAGGCCUGUAGGAAACACUAUAGAACCGAUCAUACUUUUUCAGAAAAUGGGCGUAGGCAAGCUUGAGAUGUAUGUGCUUAAUCCAUCAAAGAACAGCAAGGAGAUGCAGCACUUCAUAAAACAGUGGACAGGAAGUGAAAAGGACACCACUUCCAUCCUGCUCCCGAAUGGAAAAGAAUCAGAGUUCCCUCUCUCUCACAUGAUUUCCAUUGCCUCACUCAUUGUGUGGCACCCAGCAAAUCCCUCAGAUAAGGUUGUGCGUGUUCUCUUUCCCGGAAAUGCCACCCAGCAACAUAUUUUUGAAGGUUUAGAAAAGCUUAAGCACCUGGACUUCUUGAAGCAGCCCGUUUAUACUCAAAAAGCAGUGUCUGUUAACAUGCCGUCGACACCAACACUGAAGCAAGCCAAGAUGAAACACCGAACAGACAGCAAAGAGAGCCUCAAGUCUACCCCAAAGCCUUCACCAAUCAAAAACAUCAGGAAGGAUUCAACUGAGGAAACACCAGAAAAGGCAAAGGCUGAUGCAGAAUCAGCUCGUGAAAAAACACAAAAGAUGGAGAAAAAAGAAAAGGUCCCACUGAAAAAGGGAAAGGCACCUGAAAAAGAAUCAAAGGCAAAGGCAGAGCAAGCUGCCCAAAAUGAAACGCCAGAAAAAAAGAAACCAAAAGCUGAAAAAGAGAAAAUUGUUAAAAAGGAGGCCAAAGCUUCUGUGGAAAAGAAAAAGGAGGUUAAAAAAGAAGUGGCAAAAAAAGAUGAAACCCCCAAACAAGAAAGCAAAAAAGAUGAAAAAGUGAAGAAAGAGGAUGCAAAGAAAGGUCUAAAAAAGGAUAUCAGAAGAGACUCGCCUAUGAAAGAGAAGAAAGAAGAAAAGAAAGAGCAAAAGAAAGAUGCCAAAAGGCCAUUAAAAGAUAUAAAAAAGGCAUCUGCUGCAGGUGAAGAAAAGAAUCUCAAACCAAAGCCUCUGAAAAAAGAUGACGCUUCAAAGAAAGACUCAGGAGGUCCAUCAAAGUUAAAAGACAAAGGAAAGGCAAAGGUGGCAAAGAAGGAGACAAAAGAGGAUACCACCAAAGUGGAAGCUAGUGCUCCUCCAGUGACAGUGGAUCCAGAAGAAGAAAGAUCUCUGAUGUCCUCACCAGAGGACCUCACUAAGGACUUUGAAGAGCUCAGAGCUGAAGAGUUGAUGGAGGACGAUGCAACAGUUGAACAAAAUGUGGAAAAGGAGACUGUGAUGAUACACCAUGAAGAAGUGAUUCAAACCAAAGAGUCGCCUGAGGCAUUAGAGUCCGUUGAUGAAGGUAUAACCACAACUGAGGUGGAAGGAGAAAGUGGAGAGACUCCAGAUGAACAAGUACUCAAGGGAAAAAUCAAUGGAAGUGUAUCAGAGAAGUUUGAUGAUGAGGGCACUGUCAUGGAGGAGACGUCUGAGGGAGGGGAUUAUGAAGAGAAAGGAGAGACUGAAGAAAUAUAUGAACCACAGAAAGCAGAAUUGGUUAAAAAUAAUCUUCCUCCCUCUGUGGAAGAACACCAAGAGAAACAUGCUGAAAUGAAACAAGUUAGUGCUGAAAACAAUGUAGAAAAUGAGUUCAUUAGUCAAAAGGAAACAGAGAAUCAAAAUCUGUUUGUAUCUGCUUCACCUAAAGUGUCCUCACCAGUGUCUCCAGCUGCAUCUAUCCAUGAUGAAAUGGUUCCAGUUGGCUUUGAGAGUUCAACAGCCUCUGAUGAAGAGAACAGAGACGAACCUCCUGAAGAUUACACUGUCACAUCUGGCCACACCCAGUCCACCAUUGAAAUCUCUAGUGUGCCUACUCCGAUGGAUGAGAUGAUGACUCCCAGGGACAUUAUGAGCGAUGAAGCCACCAAUGACGAGAAUGAGUCUCCAUCACGGGAUGUUGGCAGGUUUGGGACAUCAGCAUCUGCAGAGUGUGACAGAAAGAAGCUCUCUCAACUUCAGGAUAUUCCAUGUUUAGAUCGGUCUCGGAGUGAUGCCACUGAAGGUCGGGACUACAACCAUUCUGCUUCUACAAUAUCUCCGCCUUCAUCUCUAGAAGAAGAUAAAUUCUCUAAGGAUUUUCUCUCUGCAGGAAAAGCCGAAUCCUUUGCCGCGGCUCAAUAUGAUGCUGAUUCAUCUAAACUCAGUUCAGUAUCCACAACAGUACCUUUUGUGCGAUCUCCCUCAGUUGACAAUAAGGAUAUAUCUGAUUCACCAUCAGUGUUUGCUCCUCCAAUAGAAUUAUCCACCACACUGGCAGGAUACACCAGAGCAACAGCAGAUUCCUCCAUUAGCCCAGAUGAUAAGACAUUAGAAGGUGCUAAUUCGCCUCAGUCAUCUGGUCACACCCCUUACUAUCAGUCACCUGUAGACGAAAAAGCAGGAGCUCUGCCAACUGCAUCAGAAGAAAGAAAAGAACAGGGUCCAGUAAUUGUGGAGGUUACAAGUGAUAAAGAAGAUUCCUCCAACAGAGUUACCCCAGAGCCUCAUGAACAGGAACUAGAAAGUUCCUCCCCAGUAGAGAGGGUAGCAUCCUCACCAAAGAGCUCGCCAACACCUGAACCUGAUUCUCCAACAAAGAAGGAAAAGUCCCCCUUUGAUAUAGAUCCUAAGAAAACAGGAGAAAACAAUCAUUCAGUCUUUUUUUCAGCACCACUGACCAAACAUGAAUCAGACAUCAACCCUUUCACAGCAUUCAAAGAAGAGAGUAAAAUGUCAAUUUCAGAGGGCACUACAUCAGAUAAGUCUGGAACUCCUCUGGAGGAAGUAGUAGCAGAGGACACUUUCUCACAUUUAGCUUCAGCAUCCACAGCUUCCCUGGCCACCAGCUCCUUGCCAGAACCAACCACGGACUCUCCUUCCCUGCAUGCCGAAGUGGGCUCUCCUCACUCAACUGAAGUAGACGACUCUUUGUCCGUCUCUGUGGUUCAGACCCCAACCACUUUCCAUGAGGCAGAGGGAUCUCCAUCCAAGGAUGAUAGCCCAAGGCCAAUGUCAAUCUCCCCAGACAUCUCUCCCAAAACAAAAAGCAGGACACAGAUGCAGGAUACAAAAUCCCCAGAGCACUCUACCAUGUCAAUAGAGUUUGGUCAGGAAUCCCCUGACCACUCCUUAGCCCUGGACUUUAGCAAGCAGUCCCCAGAGCACCCAUCAGUGGGUAGCAGCUCACGUGCUACAGAAAAUGGCCCAACUGAGGUUGACUACAGUCCUUCAGAUGUAACUGACAUAAGAGCAUCUGGAGACCCAACUCCUGCAGUGGAAAAUCCGUCACUUUUUGAAGAGAAUGAUUCAGUUCGUGCCACUUCUGCAACCCCAUCAGAUGCAUCUCAGUCUACUCCCUCUGCAACAACACCAUGCCAAAUGACAGAGAUGACACGUGCUGUGGUUGAGCAAACAGAUAAGUCUCCAGUCACCCCCAAAGCAACCUCACUCAUCCACUCCCCCCAUUCCAGUGAGCCAUCCCCUGUGCUUGGAGGUUCAGCAGGUAAAGAAAGCAGCAGCCCCAUUUCACCAUCUGUGGAGGAUAUAGCUGAUAAAUCUGACACAUACCAAGAAUAUGACAAGUCACCCUCACCCCCAAAAGCUACUUCACCAUCCUCUUCUUUCACUCUUUCAAAAGAGGAGACACUUUUCCAGGCACAGGAAACUAAUCCCUUUAAAUGUGAGGAUUAUACACUUGAGAAAAAAUCCCCUGUGAGCCCUAAACUUCCUUCCCCAUCACAUCUGCCACUCUCUUGUGAUCAGUAUAAUUCUGCCUGUGGCUCCAAAGACCCAGACUCCACUAAGAGGAGCCCCUGUGCUCCAUCUAAGACAGAUGUGGACCUCUGCCUAGUUACUUCAUGUGAAUACCGUCACCCCAAAACAGAACUCUCCCCAUCUUUCAUCAACCCUAACCCUCUGGAGUAUUUCAUCAAUGAAGAGAAUGCCUUGGACGAUGAGAAACCUCUGACCAAGUCAGGAGGAGGACCUCCACCACCAGGAGGUAAGCUCUACACCAGGCAAUGUGAGGAGACACCGCCAACAUCCAUCAGUGAAUCUGCUCCCUCCCAGACAGAUUCAGAUGUUCCACCAGGGACAGAAGAGUGCCCCUCAAUUACAGCGGAUGCAAACAUUGACUCUGAAGAUGACUCUGAGACUCUGCCUACUGACAGAACCCUCACCUACAGGCAUGCUGAUCCUCCUCCCGUUGCACUCAGGGACCCUGCUCCAUCUUCAGGUCACCAUGACGUCUGCAUGGUGGAUCCAGAGGCCCUCAAGGCUGAAGAAAACCUCCACAAUGCUAACACAGAAGGAGGCGAAAAGCCCAACAAGAAAAAACUUUCCAAAAAAUCUUCAUCACCAUCUAGAAAGGUCGGUCUAUCAAAAGUGAAGGACUCAAAGACGGCCUCUCCAAAGAAGGGUGUCGGAGAAGGGAAAGAUGCCAAAAAUGCAACCAAUACCUCUGCCUCCAGAGGGGUAAAGAGCACCACAUCAGGUACAGGAAGUGGAAAGGUAUCAGGUGGGACAUCUCUACCAAACUGUCCUCCUAUGUACAUGGAUUUGGUUUACAUCCCUAAUCACUGCAGUGCCAAAAAUGUGGAUGCUGAGUUCUUUAAGCGUGUGCGGUCCUCUUACUAUGUAGUAAGUGGCAAUGACCAGACAGCUCAGGAACCCAGUCGGGCUGUCCUUGAUGCUUUGCUAGAAGGAAAAGCCCAGUGGGGAAACAAUAUGCAAGUCACCCUCAUUCCAACCCAUGACACUGAUGUGAUGAGAGAGUGGUACCAGGAGACUCAUGACAAGCAACAGGAGUUGAACAUCAUGGUACUGGCCAGCAGCAGCACUGUCGUCAUGCAGGACGAAUCCUUCCCAGCUUGUAAGAUAGAAAUGUAGGCCUGUUCCUCAAGAGAUCGGGGAGGGUCCCAAUUUUAAGUAAGAAAACCAAUCCAUGUAGCAUAAAACCUAAGCAGACACCUAAACACAGAAUGAAAUAAAUAUCGGCAACAAGGACUGAUUACCAAACUGUCCUCCUAUGUACUAACAGUAAUACAGAUCAGCUCUGAAGGAGUCCAUGCAAAGGGUGAUGUUUCAUGCAGGUAGAGUACCGGGGGAGAUAAGAAACCAAAUAAACCAGCCAAGCUAUGAUUGUUCAGUUAUGCUGAGUCUAGUAAUGUUCAAAAAAAUGUAUCGAGAUGUAUCGAGUUUCCUCUGCAUCCCUACAUCAUAUGUGAGAAAGCUUUCAAUCAGCCUAACCACUUUCAGCAAACACAACUACUUUACAUCUGGUAUGUUUUGAAAAAGAAAAUGUCUGUUAUCCACACCAAAGGAUAAAAAUAACAUGUUUUCUGUUCCUGCCUUAGGGAAUCAAAGUGAAUGUAUAAGAAGUGGCACAGAUCUUGCAGAUUAGACAGGUGGCUUUAAGCAACGGAAGUCAAUCCUAAGAAUGAUGUUAAAAGGUUAUAGAGUUGAACGAUAGCAAAUAUGAUUCAACUUGAAUGGACACUAAACACUGAGUAACAUAAUGAUGUCUAACUUAUUCAUUACGAGCAAAUCAGAUUGCUCCACCGUUAUGAAAAUGUUCUCUGCGUUUUUUGUUUUUUUUUGAGCUGGCUGGAUUUUAAUUGAUUUAGCAUCUGUUUUUGUCUGGUUUACGCUGCUGUCUGUGUAUAAGUAAGUUUAUUACGUUUAAAUUUCAGUUAGCGUGCUUGAUCGUCCAGGCAGCCUUUUACACUGUGCAACAGGAAGUUGCUUCAUGGCGCUCUCCCCUGUCUUUGUCACAUCUGCAUAAUCUACAAAGAGGAAUGCCUUUUAUUUCAGCUUGCUGAUUUAUUUACAGAUUUUAAGUUCUUUCUAGAAAAGAAUAUCCAAUCUUGUUUCUUAUGAACGUUUUGUAUGUAAUCAAUGCGCAAUGGGGGGAGCUAGCCUUUUCCCACUGGAAAGCUGGUGAAGCAGGAUAUUUUCAUAAACCUUAAAAUGUCUUGUUUUUCUAAAGCAUUGUACUAUAAUUAUAAAUAGCUUUGUGGCAGAUGAAGUGGUUGGAAGACAUGCAUGAGUUAUGAUAAAUUAGUACUUUUUUCUUUUUUUUCAUGGGGGUUUUGCUCAAAUUUGCUUUAAGACCAACAGGGCUAGGUAGGCUAAAUAAAGACAUUUGAGGAGCAUUUUAGGGUUUUUGCAAAUUGUGCCAUGACGCAUGUAUUCUACACUCCAAGGAAUUGCCAGUGGCACAGUGUUGAUAUAAACAUGAUACUGAAUGCAGCACAUUGUAGAUUUUCUAGGUGGAGGGUUCAGCAUAAGGAGGCUGAAAAAUUAGUCAUGAAUGAGAAAGGAAUCAACUUCUGGUAGAAGCUUUUUUUCUCGUGGAGGGGCAGCACACAGAGGUGAAAGUGAGUGACUCGUGUGUUUUAGAUGAAAGUAUGUAAAACCAAGACUAGACACUUUAAACACAAACACGACACAUAACAAACUAACAGUACAGAGACAACACAUCAACUUUGACAGGCCAGCUUCUGGAGAAACACUUACCAAUUCAAACAGGCUUUUCAUAUUUGGGGCUAUUCACUCGACACACAAACGGCACGAGAUAUGAGUCGAGCGAUGCCAGGUGUUCAUGAUACCACAAUAAAGCAGUUUUCCUGCAGGAGAACCUGAAGCUAACACUACAACCGUACUGUCAAGCAAACAGCAACCUGCAAACUUUGAACUGACACUUCUCUUUUCUCUCUCUUCUUUCUCUGCACUUUCUCUUUUUUCUCUCUCUGUCUCUUUAUCUGCCUUGUCUCCUGAUCUUUCUCCCAGGAGAACUUUAAUAAUGUUUGUCUGCAGCUGUGUGGUAUAGGUGUCUUGUGAUCUUUGCAUCGUCUCUGCCCUUUUUCCCGGAACUCAUGUGUAACUUAUAGGACUUAGUUUCAAGUAAAAAUACUCCUUAGUGCUUUCUGAUGUUUGUGUGCAAUAUUUCCUCUACCCAUAUGGUGAAUCUAAUGUAAGAGGAACCACUACUAAGGAACAAACAUUAAAAAAAAACAACCACAAUAAAA
Molecule: messenger RNA, 8352 nt
Organism: Oreochromis aureus
Lineage: Eukaryota; Metazoa; Chordata; Actinopteri; Cichliformes; Cichlidae
Gene: map1b
Product: microtubule-associated protein 1B
Exons: 7
Coding region: 158-6211 (2017 amino acids)
Biological process (GO): regulation of microtubule depolymerization; dendrite development; axonogenesis
Cellular component (GO): neuronal cell body; cytosol; microtubule associated complex
Molecular function (GO): microtubule binding; actin binding
Source: RefSeq, a predicted model, not a curated record